Letharia columbiana is the source of this 840-nucleotide messenger RNA. RefSeq lists its product as uncharacterized. The record is from RefSeq and is a predicted model, not a curated record. Gene Ontology annotation, biological process: phospholipid metabolic process. Bases 1 to 840 code for a protein of 279 amino acids. NCBI's taxonomy places the organism in Eukaryota, Fungi, Ascomycota, Lecanoromycetes, Lecanorales, Parmeliaceae. The transcript has 2 exons. Gene Ontology annotation, molecular function: phosphatidate phosphatase activity.
AUGCUCGAGUGGACGUCUGACAACCCAAGUUUUACACGUCAGUCGUUAAUAUCGAUCACAUUAUACCUCCUUCUUCAACCACUACCAAACAACAAGAAUAGCCAAAGAGCGCGCAAUCAGGGACAGAUCGUGAAGAAGGCCUCCGAGGCCGCCGCAAGGGAUCAGGCGAUCGCUGCAUGUACUUUUGGGGAUGAUGAACUGGCAGCCAUAUCACACAUUCCUCUGGCACCCGAUCCAUCAAUGGCUUUCAAGCGUCCUGUAGUCUCAUGUUUCUGCGAGUGGCUUAUCAUAGUUAUCGCGAUAGUCAUAGCGCUCGCAUUGUCGACAGUAAACCCAGACUAUCACCAUUUCAGCUUGCUCGACUUGAGCAUCUCGUAUCCUCACCGGGAGAAAGCCAAAGUCAGCCUCGGAGUAUUCACACUUCUAUCGGUCAUCCUGCCAGUUGCAGUCAUCGUAGCUGUCUCCCUUUUCGUCCCAAAAUCCGCGUCGUCAAGCUCGAAUACCCGUGAGCGCCGGCAUCGGAAGCUCUGGGAAUUGAACGCCAGCUUGCUCGGACUGGGCGUAAGUCUUGGUACAGCUACGAUCAUCUUCACGGGGGUCAAAAACCUCUCCGGAAAGCCUCGCCCAGACUUCCUUGCACGCUGUAAGCCAGAUGUGGGAACCGUGGCCGCUCACAGAGUGGGUGGCUAUGGGCAGGCGGUCUCUGAAUCGUGGGUGAUGGUAGAUGGAGGCAUCUGCCAAGAAGCAGAUAAAGUGUGGUUGAACGAUGGAUUCAGGAGCUUUCCUAGUGGCUAUGCAACAAGUGAGACUGUUGAGCAGCUGGACCUCGCAAGCUACUGA